AUGUCAAUCCAGGGCAUCCCAAACAUGCUCAAUGGGAGUAUGCACUACCCUCCUGAGACCUCCAGCAUCAUGCUCAUGGCCAGGAUGGUGGCCACUGUCAAACAGGCCCAAGACAAAUGCUGCUGGCAGAAGUUGUUCUUUCAGUUCUGCAGCCGUGCAGCCAACGAGGAGGAGGAAAUUGCACACAAGCUGCUGGGAGAGAAGUUCCAGGGACAUUUGACCUUACUACAAACCCUGUUUACGACAGCACUUUACAAUGAUCAUCUCAAUAUGUGGUUUACACCUGAGGGAUUUCUCACCCUCUUCGCCCUUGUAGGCACCAAUGAACAGGGCAUAGGUACCAGCUCUCUCAGCCAAUGGCUUCAUGCAUGUGAUGCGUUGGAGCUGACUAGCCAGCAGAGGGAGCAAUUGGAUUCCUUCAUUGAUCAACUAUACAAGGACAUCGAAAGAGCUGAAUUUGAUUUGUCUCCGCAGACCGGUGACUUCCUGAACUGCGAGACUUCUGGGCUCUUCCUACUUCAAAGCUCAUGUAACCACAGCUGCAUACCGAAAGCGGAGGCAUCUUUCCCGAACAACAACUUCUUGCUUCACCUCAGUGCCCUUAGUGACAUCAGCCCUGGAGAGGAGAUCUGCAUCAGUUACUUGGACUGCUGUCAGUGUGACCGGAGCUGUCAUAGCAGACAGAAAAUCCUGAGAGAGAACUACCUGUUCGUCUGCUCGUGUCCAAAAUGUGAUUCUCAGAUGGAUGAGCUGGAUCUGACGUCGUCGUCGUCGGAUGACAUGGAGGAGGAGAUAACGGAUGUCUGA
This is a messenger RNA of Oncorhynchus masou masou (cherry salmon), 807 nucleotides long. Its product is annotated as histone-lysine N-trimethyltransferase SMYD5-like. The record is from RefSeq and is a predicted model, not a curated record. Gene Ontology annotation, biological process: negative regulation of gene expression, epigenetic. Lineage: Eukaryota; Metazoa; Chordata; Actinopteri; Salmoniformes; Salmonidae. The transcript is spliced from 10 exons. The coding region runs from base 1 to 807 and encodes 268 amino acids. Gene Ontology annotation, molecular function: protein binding; histone H4K20 methyltransferase activity.